This is a messenger RNA of Sesamum indicum (sesame), 676 nucleotides long. Its product is annotated as protein RESPONSE TO LOW SULFUR 3. Lineage: Eukaryota; Viridiplantae; Streptophyta; Magnoliopsida; Lamiales; Pedaliaceae. The record is from RefSeq and is a predicted model, not a curated record. Gene Ontology annotation, biological process: cellular oxidant detoxification.
CACCAUACUCGGCAAAAAUCAACACAUUUUCACUAUUGCCCCCAAGCUCACACCUCUUCGCCGGCCUUUUCCAAAACAUGCCUCCAACCAUCGUGCUACCACGCGCCACCCAACGCCGCGACGGUCAUCCGGCGGCGGAGAACCUGGAGAAGAGAAACGAAGAGUUGGAGAAGGAGCUGAAGAGAAGCCUGGAAAGGGAGGAGAGGAUGAAGGAAGAGCUGGAGAGAUUAUGGAAGCGGCUGAUGGUGGCGGAGGAGGCGGAGGAGCGGCUGUGCAACCAGCUAGGAGAGCUGGAGGCGGAGGCCGUCAAUCACGCGAGGGAAUAUAGGGCCCACAUAACGGUUCUGAUGGAACAGCUUUCUGUUGCGCACAAACUUCUGCAAGAUGCUUCCAUUAAUGUAUAAGUACUAUUCCUGCUCCCACUUUUAAAUUAUUAUGAUGAUAUUUUCUUUGUAAAAAGCAGUAAAUUACAAAAUCACCACAAUAUUUAUUUGUAUUUUGGUUUCUUCCCCUUUCAUUUUGGUCCUUUUGGUGUGGGGUAUUUGCCUUUUAAGUCCAUGGGAUUUUCGCUUUUUGUCCCUCUGGGAGGGAUUUCUGUAAAUCUUGUGGAGAGUUAUGUAUGUAUGCUGAUGUUUAAUUGUUCAGGUUUGUGAAUAAUAUAUUAUUGAUCUCUCUC